UUUAAAACAUCCUUUCAGCUUUCAAUUUAUAUGUAUAGUUUUUCAUGUUGACAUGCUAUUUGCGGAUAAUUGAGAUUAAUAAUUAGUCGCGUUUUAUUAAAAAUAAUCAGCGAGUUGCAGUCAGUGCCGAUUGAUCUCGUCAAAACACGUGAAGUUGCAGAUCAAUUGAGACCUAUCAAAUUCACAAAAUGAGUGUAGAAACAGAAUCUACAUCUUGGAAAAAUACAAGCAAAAAGUCUAACAAAAAGCAUGAUCGGAAAGCAAAGGCAUCGGACAACAUGAGCGGUGAUAAAUCAGAGAAAAAGGCUGACCACUCGGCUCAUUCUGCCGCCACGGACAAAAGUGCAAACGCCAGAAGCGAGCCGCUGCCGGAAAAUGUCAAAGCCGUGAUGGACUUGACCCUUAAGUCCGAGGACGAGGUCGUAAUGGCCCUGCACGUCGCGGACGGCGACCUUGAUCGCGCUGUCAACGACCUCCUCGAGGGCGUCAGCCCCGAAUGGGAGAUAAAGAAGAAAAAAGCUCGCCCAGCCGCAGGUGCAAAACAGACCAGCGACGACGCUCCUCUGGACAAUCAUACUGGCAGCGAUUACAAGCACCAGUAUCAGGCUGAUAGUUCUGCUCGUGGUCGAGGUGGACGAGCCAAUCACGGCAACAGAGGCUGGCGCCGACAAGAAAAUAAAGAAAAUGAAAAGAAUGUCGAUACCACGAACGAGGGAAACUCGAAUCACGGGGUUCGUGGACGAUUUUCUGGAAAAGCCAGUCGUGGAGGCCGCGGCGGUGGUCGUAACUUCGCCAACCGAAGCUACGGAAACAGAGGAUCACGUUCACAAUCGAACUCUCAAGUCUUUUCCAAUCGUAUUGAAACAUGGACCGGUGUUGAAGAGGAAAAACCAGAGAAAAGUACUGAACCCCCAACAAAUUCAUGGAAGACUCCUGAAGUUGUUGAAGAUUGGGAUGCUGAAGAGUACACUGGGUCUUUAGCAGAUUCAAAGGUGUUCAUACCAAGUACAUUUGUAGAAACUCCUCCUAAACCAAAUGAAACAGAAGAGCCAGCAGCUGUAAAGACAUUAGAAAUGCCUCAAAAGACAGCCGCGAGUAUCAAACCUCGUCCACGAAAACCGCCACCGUCAAAGAUUCCUUCAUCUGCGGUUGAAAUGCCUGGUGAUACUUUGAAUAGUAAUAUUGGCCUUCUAGACGUCCAAUUUGGUGCUUUGGAGUUCGGAACAGAUUCCAGUAUUUUAGAUGCUUCUCCUCCUCAAGAUAAGGUUGAUACAUCCAGUAUCAAGUCUAGUACGUCUUCGGGUGAUCAUGCAUCGGUUAAAAAUACUCUGAAGAAUUUGUGUUCCUUCACCACGGAACCUAUGCAGCCAGCAUGUGCUACGAAUUUUGGUACUUCGCCAAAAAUUGUUACAAAAGAUAUAUCUGUACCUAAUGAAGUACACAUCAACUCGCAAGGUUCCCUGAUGAAACCGCCGACUUCAACUCAAAAUAUUGAGAUGCCCAAUCAGAAUAUUAAUUCAAGUUCAAUGAGUACUGUAGACUAUAAACCAAAUACGAAUUAUCAGCAGUCAGCCAAGUCUUAUCAAAUGCCAACUUCUGGAAACAACUACAGCAAUUUUACGCCUAAGCCACAACCUAUGGAAGAAACAUUUGGUGGUUCGGCCAAGCAAGAGACAAAGAACUUCCGUUCAAUUAAUUCAACUUCUCUGACUAAUUACAAUUCAUCUUAUGCUCAGUCCUAUGUAACUACAUUCAGUCAAACGGCCCCUACAUCAACCGCUGCCAUUUACAAUCAAGCUGCCUCAAAUAAGCAGGAGUAUCAAUCUAGCGGAUUCCCCGCGUCUGUAUCUCAGUACCAAGCACAAUCCACAUCUACUAGUACCUCGAGCAAUAAUCUACCAUUCAUGAGUACUGGUUAUCCAAGCUCCACAUCGUUUCAAUCUGCUCAGUCGUAUCAACCAACGACAACUACGUACGCAAUGUCGAUGAACCACGGUCCAGCAUCGUACUCCAAUUCAGUGCAAUCGGUGUAUUCCAAGCCUUACUCAACUUAUACAGCGCAAGAGCAAAAUGAUAACAAAGGUCUUUCAAGUGUGAAUUCCAAAUUCGAUGGUGAUUCAUCUCAUUCUAGCGCUGUGUCGGUAUCGACUUCGAAUACCAUGGGGAUUAGUGCUUCUUCCUCUGUAAAUACCCUGUCAAAGACUACUGCAACAAACGCAAUGCCUAAAUCUACAACUGUUGGUCUCGGAUCCGGUAAUAACUCCAACAGUUCCACUGGAAGUGGAUCUACAGGAAAUGUUACACCCAUCUUGGGUCAUCAGUACGUAGUCGGACAGACCAUACCUGCUUAUGCAACAUUCCAGCAGCAGCCAGCAGUCUACACUUAUGAAGAGUUGCAAAUGCUGCAGCAAAGACUGAAUCAUAUGCCCAACAGUGCAUAUCAUUACGAUGCCACGUUGGGAUACCAAACAUCAGGUCCUGUCACAAGUCUUGGCAAUAGUAGAAAUGAUUCGGUAUCAACCGUUCAAAAUGUGCAAGGCCAAUUUAGUAGCAUGAAUGAUGCUCGAUUUACAAGAACAGAUGGAAACUCAUCUCCAGUUUCUUCAACUGUUUCACAACAAAACACAUCACAGCAGCAGCAGCAGCAUCAGCAACCACUUAUGAAUCCGAUUCCACCAGGCUAUGCGUACUUUUACGGAGGAAGUAUCAUGCCUGCAAGCGGAUUCCCGUACAAUACCGCCCCAACUUUGUAUCCACAAAUGCCUACAACUGCUGGAACUGGAUCCAACAGUAGUACUUACCCAUCGAAAUCAGGAAAUUACAGCUCUGGUUAUAAUACUGGAUCUAAUUAUGAUGCUAUGACCAAUGCUGGUUCAGCAGCUGAUUACAAAAAUAGCAGUUCUGGGUAUAGCCAAACUGGAAAAAAUAUUCCAGCGACUUGCAGUCCAAAUACUAUUAACCCAAGUGAUAUUAGUCCUACAAUUUAUUCUAAAGGACAUACUCAAUUAAAUAAGACAUACGAAAAGCAAAAUUUUCACUCAGCUACGCCACCGCCAUUUGGAAUGACAAAUAAUCAAACUGCUGGAGUAAUCGGGGGAUACAACGCAACGCACAUGUUCAUUCCGACUGUACCACAUCAACUUCAUCAAGCAUUGCACCAAGACAGUGGUAGCAAUACUGUACAGAGAUCCAACAACAAUCCACAAAACAAAGUACCACUCAAAAAUUCUUACACUUCAAGUUACUGGACUGGGAGCAAUUAAGAAAACAAAAAAAUGAUAAGAAUGAUUCAUCUUAAUUUUAAGAAGUAAUUACUGCAGUAUAAGUUGUAAAUUAAUGAAUUUCUAUACAUAUUAUAUUGUGUGUAAUAUACAAUAUAUAUACAUGUAUUAACGUAUGUGUAUUGUACCUAUAUACAAAUAUGUAUACCUUUAAGUAUAUCUCUAUCGGUAAUAAUUAUUAUGUUACCUGAUAAUAAAAAAAAAUACAUACUUCUAUAAACGAUUAAGCGUAUAUCGAAACGGUCUUGCUAAUAUUUCCAGUGUUUAGUAUUGUUAAUAUUUUUUUGUCACUUGAUGAAAUCAUGUUCAUCUGUUUAAACUUAACUUAAGAUAAAAGAACUGGAAUUAAAAAGAAAAACUCGAAAUAUAAUAAUACUGCAAAUUAAA
Molecule: messenger RNA, 3668 nt
Organism: Trichogramma pretiosum
Lineage: Eukaryota; Metazoa; Arthropoda; Insecta; Hymenoptera; Trichogrammatidae
Gene: lig
Product: protein lingerer
Exons: 13
Coding region: 189-3263 (1024 amino acids)
Cellular component (GO): nucleus; cytoplasm
Molecular function (GO): protein binding
Source: RefSeq, a predicted model, not a curated record